Molecule: messenger RNA, 1572 nt
Organism: Lodderomyces elongisporus
Lineage: Eukaryota; Fungi; Ascomycota; Pichiomycetes; Serinales; Debaryomycetaceae
Gene: MET3
Product: sulfate adenylyltransferase
Exons: 1
Coding region: 1-1572 (523 amino acids)
Biological process (GO): sulfur amino acid metabolic process
Cellular component (GO): cytoplasm
Molecular function (GO): sulfate adenylyltransferase (ATP) activity
Source: RefSeq, a predicted model, not a curated record
AUGCCAAUCCCACAACCACACGGAGGUAAGCUCAAUGACUUGAUCAGCAGAGAUGCUCACUUGAAAUCAGACUUGUUGAAAGAAUCUGCAUCAUUGCCACAGUUGACAUUGACACCAAGACAAUUGUGUGAUUUGGAGUUGAUCUUGAAUGGUGGAUUCUCACCUUUGGCCGGGUUCUUGAAUGAAGAUGACUACAACAGUGUUGUCGAGGAUAUGAGAUUGACUUCUGUCAAGAAUGCUAAAGGCGAUGGUCUCUUAUGGCCAAUUCCAAUCACCUUGGACGUUUCUGCCGAGGAAGCCAAAAAAUACAAUGUUGGCGACAAAAUCACCUUGCUCGACUUGAGAGAUGAAACGCCAUUGGCCAUCAUCACCGUCGAAUCCAUUUACAAACCAGACAAGGAAAAAGAAGCCAAAUUGGUGUUCCGUGGUGAUCCAGAACAUCCAGCCAAUAAGUACCUUGCUGAGACUGCCGGUGAUGUCUAUAUCGGUGGUUCAUUACAAGGUAUCAACCACCCAAAGCACUAUGAUUACGUUGAAUCAAGAAAGACUCCAGCCGAGUUGAGAAGAGAAUUUGAAAACUUGGGAUGGAAAGACCACAAGAUUGUUGCCUUCCAAACCAGAAACCCAAUGCACAGAGCUCACCGUGAAUUAACUAUUAGGGCAGCCUCAGAUAUCGGAGACAAUGCACACAUCUUGAUCCACCCAGUUGUUGGUUUGACCAAGCCCGGUGAUAUCGACCACCACACUAGAGUCAAGGUUUAUAAACAAAUUUUGAAAAAAUUCCCUGAAGGACUCGCCUCCUUGUCAUUAUUGCCAUUGGCCAUGAGAAUGGGUGGUGAUAGAGAGGCGUUAUGGCACGCAUUGAUUAGAACCAACUAUGGUGUUGAUCACUUUAUUGUUGGAAGAGACCACGCUGGACCUGGUAAAAACUCACAAGGUGUUGAUUUCUACGGCCCAUACGAUGCACAAGAGCUUUUGCAAAAGUAUGAAGAUGAGUUGGAGAUCAAGAUUGUUCCAUUCAGAAUGGUGACAUACUUGCCAGAUGAAGACAGAUAUGCACCAAUCGAUACCAUCGACUUGAAAACUGUAAAGACUGCAAACAUCUCGGGAACCGAGUUGAGAAACAAGUUGAGAACAGGCGAUGAGAUUCCUGAAUGGUUUUCGUAUCCUGAAGUUGUCAAGAUCUUGCGUGAGACUAACCCACCAAGAUUCAAACAAGGUUUCGUUAUCGUUAUCAAUAACGAUCUGAAAUUGGGUCAAUACCUCAGUUUUGCCUUGCAAUCCACAUUGAACCAAUUUGGCGGCGAAAGAAGAAUCACCAAGAUCGAUGACAAGCAAAACAAAUACGACGCAUUCUUGAUCAAUGAGUUGGUGAAAUCUGGUGCUGGUGUAAUUUUGACCACAAGCAACGAUGCAAAGGAAGUCACAGAUUUGGUGGGUUCUGGAAACACAUUGGUUGUGAGUGCACAACUGGGUGACAAAUCAAGUGGCGAAUUCAAAUUGAGCAGCGAAGAUUUGCAAGACGUUGUUGAUGACAUUGUCUCCUACUUGCAAGAACAAGGUUUCUACUAA